GUCCAGCGCUGUACAGGCUUUUCCGCGCCAUCAUCUUUAGUGUCCGCAGUCUUUUGGUCAUCCCCUGUACUGUCUCCUGGUCAUCUCCUGUACUGCCUGCAGUCUCUGGUCAUCUCCUGUACUGUCUUCGCAGUCUCUGGUCAUCUCCUGUACUGUAUCCGCAGGCUCUGGUCAUCUCCUGUACUGUAUCCGCAGGCUCUGGUCAUCUCCUGUACUGUGUUUGCAGUCUCUGGUCAUCCCCUGUACUGUCCGCAGUCUCUGGUCAUCUCCUGUACUGUGUCCGCAGUCAGUCUCUGGUCAUCUCCUGUACUGUGUCCGCAGUCUCUGGUCAUCUCCUGUACUGUGUCCGUAGUCUCUGGUCAUCCCCUGUACUGUCUGCAGUCUCUGGUCAUCUCCUGUACUAUGUCUGCAGUCUCUGGUCAUCUCCUUUACUAUGUCUGCAGUCUCUGGUCAUCUCCUGUACUGUCCGCAGUCUCUGGUCAUCUCCUGUACUGUGUCCGCAGUCUCUGGUCAUCUCCU
This is a messenger RNA of Staurois parvus, 519 nucleotides long. The record is from the annotation of a GenBank genome assembly. NCBI's taxonomy places the organism in Eukaryota, Metazoa, Chordata, Amphibia, Anura, Ranidae.